AUGUCGUGCCGGGCGUGGUUGGAGGAGCAAGAUGACGUGGCUGUCGGGAGGGAUUUUGAGAGGCGACCAGUGCGAGUGGCUUCCAGCGAGGUCAAACGGUGGGACUGCGAUGUGCCGUGUGAGUUUGUGAGCCAGGGAGACGACGUGGACGCCAGUUUGACGUAUGCAGUGGCGGGAAAGAUGGUGUUGCGGUCAAUGGAGGCGCGCUCUUACUACCCCGCAAACGACCCCGCUGUGUCCCGAGGAUCUUACAGUGUGGUGAUGACAGUGCAUUACGAUUCAGACGUGCCAGUGCAGUACGGGUCAUGGGAGGAGUAUGACAUCAUGCGUCCUCCAGUGCCCAAGACAGCAGACGCCAUUGCCGCUGCGUUCAUCAGCAACUGUAACGCCAACAACUUCCGACUCAAGGCAGUGGAGGAGCUGCAGAAGUUCUUUCCCGUGCACUCAUACGGUCGCUGCCUCAACAACCGACCCUUCGAGCAUGACAAGUUGGCAGUGAUUCAGCGCUACAAGUUCUCCCUCGCCUUUGAGAAUUCCUGUGAACCGGACUACAUCACUGAGAAGUUCUGGCAGUCCCUGGUCGCCGGAUCUGUGCCUGUGAUCGUGGGUCCUCCCAACAUUGCCGAUUUCGUGCCAGACAACAGCUCAUACCUCUACAUCCAGAGCGAGGAGGACAUCCCCAGGGUGGCGCGCCAGAUGCAGGCCAUAGCGGCUGACGAGGAUGCCUACAACCAGAUGCUCGAGUGGAAGCGAUCUGGGCCGUCGGAUCAGUUCGUCGCGAAUGUGGAUCUGUCGGCUGUGCACUCCUCCUGCCGCCUGUGUGUGCUGCUGGCAGACCGCAUCCGCUCACAAGAGAUCGCCGCUUCCCGCAAGCCACGGCCCUGCAGGUGUGAGAGUGUAGACUCGGGCAAAAAGCAGCUGACAUACCAUCUCUACGUGCGUGAAAGAGGCACAUACCGCUACACCUCCGUCUUCCUUACAAGCACCUCACUCUCCCUCCCGGGCCUCCGCCGAGCCAUUCGCCGAACCUUCAAAAAGAAGGGUUACAAGCCUGCUUGGCUUCUCCCGUUUUCGAGUCAAUUCAAGCCAGAAGAUUUCGAGAGACUGAAAGAGACGGAUACAUUAUUACCUCGCUAUGAGGAGUCCCGUUCAGAGCAGAAUGUCGAAGCAGUGCAUAGCAACGAAGCAGUGGUUACCAACAUUGGGGAGUCAGAGAGUAUGAAAAGUUCCUUCGAAACCCUUCAGGGGCAGCCCCAGGAAGGCGGUUCAUCAGCAAGAGCAGGCUCAAACGGGCAGUUGAACGGGCCGCGGGAACAGAUGUUGAGGGAGCCAGAGUGGGAUUCAGAGGGAUAUGUGUUGGCCAGUACACUCGGGCAGCUGGCACAAGAAGCUUCGAUCAACGGCACUGUAGUGAUCCUCGUGUGCAGCUAUGGCUACGCGGAUUUUCUGCUCAACUGGGCGAUAUACGCGGGCGAGCUGGGGUAUGGGCGGAAUUUCCUAGUGUUUGCUGAAGACUGGGAGAGCCUCAACCUGCUACUAGCAAGGUUUCCGAGACAGGUGGUGAGAUGGCACGUGCCGGAGAUAGAGCAGGCGGGGGAGGAGGAGCUCAAGGCAGCAGGGCUGGUGGAGGAGAGUGAUGCUGCCAGUGGUGGCCGUGCAGGGAUCAGUGCCACUGGCAGGGGUGGUGGGAGUGGUGGAGGUGGGAUUGGCAGCAGCAGCAGCAGCAGCAGCAGCAGCAGAGAGGCCUUUUCUUUCCUCACGCUGGGCUUCAAAAAGCUUAUGUAUCGGAGAGUUGCUUACAUCCGCACGCUCCUUAGCAUGGGCUUCAACGUCCUGAUUUGCGACUCGGAUUUCAUCUGGGUAAAGGAUCCCUUUCCUUACCUCUUUGCAAGGCCAAGCCACUCGGAGCUUUUGAGAAGGUCCAUGGCUUCGCGGCUUCAGUUAACCAACACCCUGGGAUUGUACAGCAACAAGAGAAAACGAUAUGCUGUUUCCGACUCAGAUCUGCAAGCUUUGCCAGAUUCCGGGGCAACUCCUAUAGAGUAUGAUGUGGUGGGAGUGCGGGAGUUUCCGGAUACAUACAAUUUCUAUGCAACUUCCACAUACCUCAUGGAUCCUCGACCCGUACAGCUUGACCAUGCCAAGCUCUGCGGUGGCUUUGUUCUCUUCCGCUUUAUCGACCGGGACGCGGAUCUGGGGGAGGAGUUGGGCAACGAGCGGCCUUCGGCGCACCACCGCACGCUGCUGCGGCGCAACGAGGAGGAGGAGGAGGUGAACGAGGAGGACUACCAGCGGUUCCUGGAGGAGCGGUAUGCGCGCAACGAGGUGCCCGAGCUGGGCGAGGGGGAGGCCACGGAGGUCGAGCAGCAGGCGCUGCUGCCAUCCGUGCGCGACCCCAAGCUCUGGAUGGUCAAGUGCGAGCUUGGCCACGAGCGAGAGGCGGUGGUAUCGCUGAUGCAGAAGUGCGUGAACCUUGAGGCAUUGGGGCAGUCGCUGCAGAUCAAGUCGGCCAUAGCCCUGGACAACCUCAAGGGGUGCGUGUACGUGGAGGCGUACAAGGAGGCCUACGUCAAGGAGGCCUGUGCGGGGCUGCGCCUGCUGAGGGCGUGGAAGCCGGCGCUGGUGCCGAUAAAGGAGAUGGCGGGCGUGCUGACGGUGGAGCAGAAGUCGGUUGACCUGGAGGAGAACAGCUGGGUGCGCGUCAAGAUCGGGCUGUACAAGGGCGACCUGGCUCUGGUGACUGACGUGGACACUGUGAAGCAGAGGGCCACCAUCAAGCUCAUCCCUCGAAUCGACCUUCAGGCCCUUGCUCAGCGCCAGGACGGCAAGCCUGUGGUGAAGCGCAAGGCCCGCCCUGCCCCGCGGUUCUUCAGUGUUGACGAGGCCAAGAACUACGGUCUUAGGCCCAUGGUCACCCGCCAUCGCACCACAGGAGAGCACAUCCAAUCCAUUGAGGGCAUGCAGUUCGUCGACGGCUACCUCCUCAAAGUGGUCUCCAUUAAAUCCCUUGACACCCGCGGGGUCGUCCCGACUCUCGACGAGCUGCAGCGCUUUCAGCGCGCUGCAGGGGACGGGGAGCGGGGGGAGUAUGGCGGCGGAGGGGGGUUGGGGAGCGGCGUGGGGCCGAUGGGGAUUUCUGCUGAGCAGGCGAAUCGGCAGAGGGGGCGGCUGGUGAAGGGGGAUGUGGUUGAAGUGGUGGAGGGCGAUUUGAAGGGGUUGAAAGGACGGGUUGAGAAGGUGGAUGAGGACGAGGUUAUCAUUCGGCCGCACCAUGACGAGCUCAAGGAUCUGCUGCCAGUAAAGGAGUCGCAGCUGCGCAAGUUCUUCCAGACGGGGGACCACGUGAAGGUGGUGGCGGGGCAGAACGAUGGGGUCACGGGGAUGAUCGUGAAGGUGGAUGGCCACAUCGCCAUCGUGCUGUCAGACACUUCCCGAGAACAUGUGCGGGUGUUCACUCGCGACCUCAUGUCAAGCUCAGAGGUGACGGCCGGUCCCUCUCAGAUAGGCGACUACGAGCUGCACGACCUGGUGCUGCUUGACCAAACCACGGCAGGCGUGAUAGUGAAGGUUGAGAAAACUGGUUGCGUUGUCCUCAAGGCCACUCCAGAGCGCAGCGAAACCGUAGCGGUAAAGCUGAGGGAGAUCCGGCGCAAGAUGAGCAACAAGAACGUGUCGGCACACGAUGCAGAGGGCCUGCCAAUAGUGGCCAAGGACCCAGUGCGCGUGGUGGAAGGCACCUACAGGGACCGGCGCGGCACGGUGGAGCACAUUCACCGCGGGGUGCUGUUUGUGUUCGACCGGCAUUAUGUGGAGAACGGCGGGUUCUUUUGUGUUCGCGCACGGUCGGUGCGAUGCCUGACAGCGAAAGCUGCUGCUGCUACUGGGCGCAAUUCAGCUGGUGGAGGUGGAGGGGGGGCGAUGGCUCCGUUCGACCGGAGGUUUGGAGGAGUGAUGCAGUCGCCGUCGCGCUUCCUGCAGAAAUAUGGUCAACUCAUCCCCUUCCUUCUCUGCAUUGCCUCAACCCUCCUUUAUCGCAGCGCAAUUCAGCUGGUGGAGGUGGAGGGGGGGCGAUGGCUCCGUUCGACCGGAGCGCAAUUCAGCUGGUGGAGGUGGAGGGGGGGCGAUGGCUCCGUUCGACCGGAGGUUUGGAGGAGUGAUGCAGUCGCCCUCGCGCUUCCUGCAGAAAUAUGGUCAACUCAUCCCCUUCCUUCUCUGCAUUGCCUCAACCCCCCUUUAUCGCAGCGCAAUUCAGCUGGUGGAGGUGGAGGGGGGGCGAUGGCUCCGUUCGACCGGAGGUUUGGAGGAGUGAUGCAGUCGCCCUCGCGCUUCCUGCAGAAAUAUGGUCAACUCAUCCCCUUCCUUCUCUGCAUUGCCUCAACCCCCCUUUAUCGCAGCGCAAUUCAUCUGGUGGAGGUGGAGGGGGGGCGAUGGCUCCGUUCGACCGGAGCGCAAUUCAGCUGGUGGAGGUGGAGGGGGGGCGAUGGCUCCGUUCGACCGGAGGUUUGGAGGAGUGAUGCAGUCGCCCUCGCGCUUCCUGCAGAAAUAUGGUCAACUCAUCCCCUUCCUUCUCUGCAUUGCCUCAACCCCCCUUUAUCGCAGCGCAAUUCAGCUGGUGGAGGUGGAGGGGGGGCGAUGGCUCCGUUCGACCGGAGGUUUGGAGGAGUGAUGCAGUCGCCCUCGCGCUUCCUGCAGAAAUAUGGUCAACUCAUCCCCUUCCUUCUCUGCAUUGCCUCAACCCCCCUUUAUCGCAGCGCAAUUCAGCUGGUGGAGGUGGAGGGGGGGCUAUGGCUCCCUUCGACCGGAGGCGCGUAUGGGGGAGGGCGGAUGGGGAACAGGCGCGAGAAUGGCAUGGUGGGGCGUAUUGUGAAGAUCCGAGCGGGGCCUUAUAAGGGGUACAGAGGCCGGGUGCUCGAUGCCACUGACACCACGGCAAGGAUCGAGCUUGAGUCACAAAUGAAAGUUGUUACAGUGCGGAGGGAUCAACUACCCGAUGGAGCACCAGCAGCCGGACAGCAGCAGCAGUCACCCGCACCGUACAGGGAGUCGCCUCGCUUCAGAGGACCGCUGGGCAGCGAGACGCCAGUCCACCCCUCGCGCACGCCCAUGCACCCAGGCUUUGGCGGCCGGGGCUUCGAUCCCUCUGCUACACCAGUGCAUGAGGGCAUGCGCACACCCAUGCGCGACAGAGCUUGGAACCCCCAUGUUCCCACAACUCCUCUCAGGCCCGACUCAUUCGACGAGGCGAAUCCGUCCACAUGGGGUUCAUCGGGCAGCGAUGCUCCCUUCCUGCCAUACACGCCUGCCUUCUCACCCGCCGACAUUGCCCCCUCGCCACCGCUACCCGUGCAUGAUCCCGGCACGCCAGGCGAUCUGCGUUCGGCCUUUGACAUUCCCACGCCUGGCAGCCAAGCCGGCCCCAACUACAACCCCUCCACACCUUAUGGCGAGGCACCGAGCCCAUAUGCGGCGCAGACGCCCACGGGGCAGCCGCUCACGCCCUCUGCUGCCUACAUUCCCGCCACCCCUGCUGACUCUUCCCUGCCCAUGACCCCUGCCGACCCCAACUCGCCCGCAAUUGGCAUGGGAGGAGGGUUCAGCAACGGAGGAGAGGGGGGGUCGCUGGGCCUGCCUGGAGUGCUGGUGAUGGUGCGACGACCGGGGGGGCCUGGGAUGACCACAGUGGUGAUUCGAGAAGUGCUGCCGAACGGAUCAUGCCGUGUUGGAGCAAGCAACGCGUCAGAGUCUGAGCUCUUCAUAGUGGGUCCCUCGGAAAUGGAUAUAGUGUUACCGCGUUCGCACGACCGCGUCAAGAUUCUGCGUGGCCCGCUAAGGGGUGCUGUGGGGAAGCUGAUGGGGGUGGAUGCGGCAGAAGGGAUUGUGAAGGUGGACGGUGAACCUGAUCACGCGGCGAAGGCGGCGGAGAGCGACAUGCAGCAGCUUAAGACGAAGCUCGAGACGGAACCGCUGAGCAAGAGCCUCACCGGCACCGUCAUUCCCGAUGAAACCUCCUUCAACAUCGAGGCGGAGAUGAAGAGCCUGGGAGGGCUGGAGGUGCUCAUUCCGGGGAAGCUGGAGCCAACGCUGAUUCGCCAGCAUCUGGACGAGUCGCUCCUCAAGGCCUUCAACUGCGCGUGCAAUGUACACCUGUCAACAUCGUAUGCAUAUCAGGCGCUCGCCCUGUACUGUGGCAAGGACUCAGUGGCCCUUCGAGGGUUUGGCAAAUUCUUCUGGAAGCGCGCCCUUGAGGAGCAGAUGACGUUCAAGGACAUUGCAGCAUUUGUGAGUGGCCGUGGGGGGAGCCUAAUGCUGCGAGACAUCAAGGCUCCGCCGCAGUCCUUCCAUGACCCUGAAAGGGGUGAUGCUCUAACGGUUGCGGAGUUUGACCUGGCUCUGGGCAAGGUGGCAUAUGAGAAGGAUCUCAACCUCCACAAGGCAGCAGAGAUGUCGGGGGAUGCUGGAGCGCAAAACUUUAUUGAGAAUCGCCUGCUCAAGCCAGCGGUGCUGGCGCUGCAGCGCUGUGCACGCUAUGUGACUCAGAUCAGGCGUGUGGGCAAGGGAACAGGGGAGUACCAGAUGGAUCAUCACAUGCUCAUGGGUGUGGACGUUGGAGAACUCACCGUGGGGCAGGUUCUUGAUCCAAUGACUGAGCGCAUGUCGGUGCACAUGCAGCCACCCACCAAGCGUGCCCGUACAGCCGCUGAUGUGCCUCACCGCUUAACGCCUCACCUUCCCCUUAUUUCCCCCUCUACUCCCCCUCGUUCCAGCCUCUCCUUCCCCUUAUUUCUUCCUCUGCUUCCCCUCGUUCCCCCCUCUCCAUCCCCUUAUUUCCAACUCUACUCCCCCCUCGUUCCCCCUCUCCUUCCCCUUGUUUCCCCCCCUGCUUCCCCUCGUUCCGCCUUCUCCUUCCCCUUAUUUCCCCCUCUGCUCCCCCUCGUUCCGCCCUCUCCUUCCCUUAUUUCCCCCUCUGCUCCCCCUCGUUCCCACCUCUCCUUCCCCUCGUUACCCCCUCUGCUUCCCCUUAUUUCUUCCUCUGCUUCCCCUCGUUCCCCCCUCUCCUUCCCCUUGUUUCCCCUCUGCUCCCCCUCGUUCCCCCUCUCCUUCCCCUUGUUUCCCCUCUGCUCCCCCUCGUUCCCCCUCUCCUUCCCCUUGUUUCCCCCUCUGCUUCCCCUCGUUCCGCCUUCUCCUUCCCCUUCUUUCCCCCUCUGCUCCCCCUCGUUCCCCCCUCUCCUUCCCCUCAUUUCCCCCUCUGCUCCCCCUCGUUACCCCCUCUGCUUCCCCUUAUUUCCCCCUCUUCUUCCCCUCCUUUCCCCUUAUGCUUCACCUCCUUCCCCCCCCUGCAUGCCCUCCUUUCUCCACCUGCUUCCCCUCCUUGCCCCCCAUGCUUCUCUUCGCUUCCCCCCGCAUCCCCUGUUUUCCCCUGCUUUCCCCCCCUUGCUUGCUCUCCUUCACCCCCAUGCUUCACCUCCUUUCCGCCCCUCCUUCACCUCCUUUCCCUCCCUGCUUCCCCCCUUUUCCCCCACGGCUUCCCUUCCUUUCCCCCCCUGCCUCCUCUCCUUUCCCCCCAUGCUUAUCCUCCCUUCCCCCCCUGCUUCCCCUCCUUUCCCCACCUGCUUCCCCUAUUUCUCACCCUCCUUUCGCUCAUUUUCCCCCUCUGCUUGCCGCAAUGCCUCUCCACCCCCUUACAAUCCAAUCAGCUCCUUCGAGUUUGCUUAUUCUCUGUCCUCCCUUUUUACCCUGCUUAUGCUCCCUCCUCCCUUUGCUUACCCUCUCUCUUCCCCUCUACCCUCACCACCAGUACCGUGUUUACCGCCUUCCCUUUCCAUACUGAGGGAUCUCAAGUGCAGCAUGGAACAAGAUGGACCAGUCCUCUUCAGUCUAGGCUUGCAUGUGCUCCCACUGUGUGUUGAAAGUAGUUGA
Closterium sp. Yama58-4 is the source of this 7917-nucleotide messenger RNA. Lineage: Eukaryota; Viridiplantae; Streptophyta; Zygnematophyceae; Desmidiales; Closteriaceae. The record is from the annotation of a GenBank genome assembly.